AUUCUACUAAUUCAUUUUGAUCCAAUGUUUGAUUAUUUUUUAUUUUAAGCAUAUGAUAAAAUAAUAUGUUUGUCAUUCUGUAUGUCAUUCUGUCAUUCUGUAUGUCAUCAUAGGGUGUGAUUAUAAAUAUACAGUCUGACAAAUGUUGUAUUGAAGAGCAGCUUGUUGUCCUCUAAGACCACAUGUAGUUGGCAUCUCCUCUUUAGUAUAGCAGAGUCCAACUGGAGUUGGGAAAUGUCUAGAUGCCUCAGGAUGCUCACAGAAUCUGCCUUGUCUCAGUGGAGGUCCAAAAUCUUCAUUAUAUCUAUCCUUGGUCCUAAAUUAAUUCCUAGGAUCCUAAAUCCUUCUAAUUGAAAGUGUUAUUAUGAGUUUACAGUUUUUCAUUGUUUCAUUGACCAGGACAAGAAGCCCAUGUUAAAUUCUUAUAAAAUACAGGGAUACAGGCCUUGCAUACCUUAGAGAUAGGGUGAGGAGCUCGGUCACUCGGGAGGAGCUCAGAGUAGAGCUGCUGUUCCUCCACAUAGAGAGGAGUCAACUGAGGUGGCUCUGGCAUCUGUUUCAGAUGCCUCCUGGACGCCUCCCUGGGGAGGUGUUCCGGGCAUGUCCAACCGGGAGGAGGCCCCGGGGAAGACCUAGGACAUGCUGGAGGGACUAUGUCUCUCGGCUGGCCUGGGAACGCCUCUGUAUUCCCCCGGAAGAGCUGGAGGAAGUGUCUGGGGAGAGGGAAGUCUGGGCAUCCCUGCUUAGUCUGCUGCCCCCGCGACCCGGCCCCGGAUAAGCGGUAGAAGAUUUAUGGAUGAAUGGAUGAAUGUACAGCUCUCUCUAUUGCCUUAAUAUAAAAAGCAACAGCCACUAUUUUAAAGCUUUACUUUCUUUCUUUAUAUAUAUUUUUUUACACAAAGGACAGAACUGUAGCAGUAAUUCUUGACAAGAAUUAUAAUAACUCCAGCAAUAAAACUAGUGCAACGGGCAGAAACUGUGGUACAGUAUUAAAUACUAUUAAAACAUUAUACUACUUUUAUUUCUUUUUAUUAUUUUUUUACAAAUCAAACUUGUACAUCUUAUAUCAGUAAUAACACUACAAUAAUAGCAGCCCUGAAUAUAUAGACUCUGACUCAAGACUCUUGACUCAAGCUUUUGUUUUCUUUCCUGGUGUUCUAGAAGCAGUGUUCAUAUUAUUAAAUGUCAUCUUGAAUACAUUGCACAGAUUAUCAAUGUUACAUAAUACCACCAGCAUGCACUUGAUCAUGUCCUGAUCAGAGUUUGUGGGUGCAGUGGUGUCUGUAUAAGGGCAUCAAGUUUAUUUAGAGAAUUUGGGGCGGGGAUAAGACGUGUGUCGUGGAGUUAGGACUGAUACGAUUGGUCAAUUUCAGUCAGCACCAUGACUCAGUUCUUUAUCUUAUUUAUAGAAAAAACGUCUCAAACACGUCCGCUGUUCUGCACGCUUGUAUCGGACAUCGUUUUGUAACACGUGCUAUAAGCAUGUUCAAUUUGGUACAUCAGAAUGAAUAUGACGUGGGCGUGGUCUCUGAAGUUCAACCCUGCCAUUGGCUAAUCCUAGCGCAGGAGGCGUGGUUUACAGCAAUGGCCGCAGGAACAAAACAACCCCUAAGGUUUCAAUGGCUGACAGCAAGCUGCGGUGCUGUUUGACAGGAGUUGGAGAAACAGUAUUCACCCAGUCAGUGGUCCCACAGGAUGUCGGCAGAUGACGUGAUUAAAGCCCACGAGGCUGCGCUGAAAUCAGGUACAGAGAAGGCUCGAGCUGUUGCACAGAACAUUCUGGAUAUUCCUUAUGGAGAGGGAGACGAAGAGAAGCUGGAUGUGUACAUGCCUCUUAGUUCUUCCCCAGGUAAGUCAAGAUGUUCCUCUAGUUAUCUACCUCCAUGGUGGUUAUUGGCAGUUCCUGAGCAAGGAGGAGUCCGGUUUCAUGGCUGUACCGUUGACCCAGAAGGGUGUAGUGGUGGUCGCUGUCGAUUACAGCAUUGCCCCGAAAGGUAAUAUGGAUCUGAUGGUAUCUCAGGUACGCAGGAGUUUGGUGGCUGUCAUUCAGCAGUAUUCACACAUCAGUGGGCUUUACCUGUGUGGUCAUUCUGCAGGUGCACACCUAGCGGCCAUGGUUCUCUCUACUGAUUGGUCAGAGUACAGUGUAUCUCCUCAAAUCAAAGGAGCGUUUCUUGUUAGUGGCAUUUACGACCUGCUGCCCAUUAUGUCCACAUAUGUGAACAAGCCACUGAAGAUGACUGAGGAGGUGGCUUUUAGGAACAGCCCCAUUCGGUUAGUGUCUCAGCUCAAAAAGUCCUCAUCGGACUGCGACAUUGUUGUUGCUGUGGCACAAAACGACUCCCCUGAGUUCCGGAAGCAGUCAGAAGAUUACUUCAAGUCUUUGCAAGCAGCCGAACUUAAGGUUACUUUUGAAGACAUACGUGACACAGAUCAUUUCAACAUCAUUGAGCAGCUUGUGGAUGAAAAUUACUACCUUACACAGCUUAUACUCAAGAUGAUGGGCAAAAGCUGAAGGAAUUCCACCGUCUUCAAAUCAUCCAUAUUUCUUUCCCUGAGUUCUGUCUCUUUAUGUAUUUUCAAACAAGCAGUCACCUUCUUAUAAAUUAUGUAAUUGAUUAUAACUCCAGAUCAAUUGAAUCUUAUAUCUUGUUUAUUAGGGAGUAACAGAGCCUUUUUUGUCCUACUGUUUGUGGGCUAGUUUAAUGUGCAAUCUUCAUGAAUAUUCAGGCUGUGAUUAGUGUCAAUAUGAAUUCAUGCACUUGAAAAAGACCUUUUUAGAUGCUGGUUAACUAAAUCUUUAUCUGAUAAUUAAUACAGUCUGCUGCUGUGGGUUGUAGAUUCACACAAUUAAUGUUGCACAUUCAUCAACCUGCAUGAAGAAAUGAAUCACAUUAUGGUUAGAACUACUAGACAUUCUAGCAUGAUUGUGCAAAUCAGGUUAUACCGAAGAGGAAGCAAGAGCUAACAAGAGCAAGCGCUAACAAGAGCAAGAGCUAACAUUAACAUAUUUGGUCUGAUAGUUGUCCUGAAAGUGUUACGUAAAAACAUCUACUGUAAUUAAAAAUCAAAAUGAU
This is a messenger RNA of Tachysurus fulvidraco (yellow catfish), 3077 nucleotides long. It is a transcript of the gene afmid, whose product is annotated as arylformamidase. Lineage: Eukaryota; Metazoa; Chordata; Actinopteri; Siluriformes; Bagridae. Gene Ontology annotation, molecular function: arylformamidase activity. Bases 1793 to 2515 code for a protein of 240 amino acids. The transcript has 10 exons. The record is from RefSeq and is a predicted model, not a curated record.